Messenger RNA from Musca domestica (house fly), 716 nucleotides. RefSeq lists its product as uncharacterized. The coding region runs from base 1 to 693 and encodes 230 amino acids. Lineage: Eukaryota; Metazoa; Arthropoda; Insecta; Diptera; Muscidae. The record is from RefSeq and is a predicted model, not a curated record. The transcript has 2 exons.
AUGGUAUGUUUUCGGAAACUCUUCAUUGUAUUUGCUUUGGUUGCCGCUGCUGCCGCAACACACCUCAGCAACGAAUACUUGCCUCCCAAGGUUGGCGGUGCUGUUGAAUCGUAUGCCGUGGAAACUGCUUCGGCUCCAGUCUCUUAUGCCGCUCCAGCUGCUGUCGAAAGCUAUCAAGUUGAAGAAGCUGCCCCAGCCCAUACCUUCUCUGAUGCCGAUGGCUACCGUUACAAGACCUUGCGUCGCCGCGUCAUCCGUCGCCAACGUCGUGAUGUCUCCAACGAAUAUUUGCCUCCUGUAGCUGUCUCUGAAUCGGUUCCCGAAUAUGUUAACACUGCCCCCACUCAAAGCUUUGAAACUGUUGAAGCUGCUCCCGCCCACACUUUCUCUGAUGCUGAGGGAUACCGCUACAAGACCCAUCGUCGCCGUGUUAUUCGUCGUCAACGUCGUGAUGUUUCCAACGAAUACUUGCCACCUGUAGCUACCAACAAUGCUGCUCAAGUUGCCACCUCAUACUCUGGCCCAGCUGUUGCCACUUCAUACUCUGCUCCCGCUGUUGCUACUUCAUACUCUGCCCCAGCUCCAGCUGUCCAAACCUAUGAAGUCGAAUCUGCUGCUCCCGCUCACACCUUCUCCCAAGCCGAUGGUUACCGUUACAAGACUCAACGUCGUCGCGUUAUUCGUCGUAACUAAAUUAAAGACUUACUAAUAUUGCA